Messenger RNA from Octopus bimaculoides (California two-spot octopus), 1571 nucleotides. Its product is annotated as DNA replication complex GINS protein PSF3. NCBI's taxonomy places the organism in Eukaryota, Metazoa, Mollusca, Cephalopoda, Octopoda, Octopodidae. Gene Ontology annotation, biological process: mitotic DNA replication initiation. The record is from RefSeq and is a predicted model, not a curated record. Gene Ontology annotation, cellular component: GINS complex.
CGAAAAGCCUCAUCGACUAAUUAAAUGUGGCGCCUAAUUACAAAGUUCCCGACCCAAACAUGUCUUCUGCUGAAGGUGGACCCGCUUCUACCUCGUUGAAGUAUUUCGAUAUUGAUGAUAUUUUAGCAUCUCAGGAAUAUAUUCCGAGCAAAAUAGAAAUGACACUUUACCGAUUAGGUAACUUUAUAAAUUUUUAUUUUCUUUGUUUAUAUUUGCCUUAUCGAAUAGGUUAUAGAGAGGUGAUGAAGGCUGAUGCCAGCGUUGUGAACCUGCACAAACUUGGACCUUAUUUCUAUGACCUUGGCUGCAAGUUACGAUAUUUCCCUUUCACAGAAAUAGACGACGUUGCUAAAUCUUUGCUCGAUACAUUUCAAGUAAGAUUCCGAAAAAUUUUGGAUGCAUCGCAGAGUUCCUUAAAUGAAGACUCAUCCAGUUUGACCUCAACUUUGGACAGCACGGAAAAAUUCCUCUUUCACACAGGUCUGAAAUCUUUAAAUGAUUUCCAAAGCUGGGAGACACGACGGGCAGAGAAACUAACCUCUUCAGAAAUGGUACGAAUUUACAGGAAGAGGAAGCGUGAAAAUGAUUGAUAGUGGCGAGAGUAGCAACAACAACAACAGUGACACUUUUAACAGCAACAACAGCAAAAGCAGCAGCAGCAGCAGCAGUAGCAGUAACUACAACCAGUCAGUAACAAAAAUGACAAUGAUAAAAAAAAUAACAAAAAUACAAGAAAUAUAUGCAUGGAUGUCUGUAUGUAUCUAUGUUUAUAUAUAUAUAUAUAUGUAUGUAUUUAUGUGCGUGUGUAUGUGUCUGUGUAUAUAUAAAUAUCAUCAUCAUCAUCAUCAUCAUUGUUUUAACAUCCACUUUUCCAUGCUUGCAUGACCUGGAUGGAAUUGGUUGAGGCAGAUUUUCAUCAGCCAGAUGCCCUUUCUUGGCACCGAUACUCUUUUGUUUCUAAAUAAGGUAAUAUUCCCUACUCUUUCCAUCUGUGGCUGGACGUGUCUUCACGUAACAUUGGAAAUUAAGGACACCACUUGUAUAACAAUGACACUCAUUUACAACCACCACAUGAUGUCAAGACAAGAACACAUAAAGACCCUUAAACACACACACACACUUAGAUACUUAGAUAAGUUUUGGCCAGAAUUGACCCAGGCCAUGGCUAAAUUAAUAGCACCACCUGGAGAAGCCAUGGAAUGAUCUUUCAUUGCACAGUAAUUCUUUGGGCAUAUAAACAGCAGGCUUCUUUCAGUUUCCAUUUGCCAAAUCCACUCAUAAGGCUUUGACUGGCACAGGGUUAUAGUGAGUCUAUGCAUGCAUAUGUGUGUAUGUGAGUAUAUGUUUUGUCUACAUCUGUGAGAUUGUUUGUAUGAAAGUGCAGAAGGCGGUGUUGUUAGUCUCACCUGUCAAUGAAUUGUUUCGGCCACUUUGAGUCUGUGUGAAGAGGAGUCUUUGAAAUGUUUUUGCAGCAGCUGGCAACAACAUGUUUUUCUUUUAAAUGAAAUGUUUUGAUUUCUUUUAUGUCAAUUUUAAUACAAUGGAAUAAAAUACUGAAAUAAUUACAUCAA